This is a messenger RNA of Lates calcarifer (barramundi perch), 1747 nucleotides long. It is a transcript of the gene sftpbb, whose product is annotated as surfactant protein Bb. The transcript is spliced from 11 exons. Lineage: Eukaryota; Metazoa; Chordata; Actinopteri; Centropomidae. The record is from RefSeq and is a predicted model, not a curated record. Gene Ontology annotation, cellular component: lysosome. Bases 117 to 1190 code for a protein of 357 amino acids. Gene Ontology annotation, biological process: sphingolipid metabolic process.
AUCUGAUUGGGUGAGACGAUCAGCCUAUUAUUUCCGGUGCGACCCGAACAGCCGCACUGAUGUUAUUAUAAUCAAAAUCAUCUGCGCCUCACAUCGUUUUGUUCCCCUCCAUAGCCAUGUUAACAUCUGGGCUUGUGCUGGUGAUCCUCGCGGCGUCUCUGUGUCCCGGAGACUCCAGGUUCGUCAUAGACCCUUUGUCAUUGAUCAAACAGAAAUCUCUGACAUUGGACAUCUGCUCAGAAUGCAGCCAGAUCAUCCAGCUGUCCACCAACAUGAUUUCCAGCAGAGAUACCAAGGAGACUGUAUAUGAAACCCUGCAUGCUCUCUGCCAGAGCCUCCCAACAGAACAGGCGUCAGAGUGUGACUCACAGGUGAAGGCGUAUUUGCCCAAAGUCCUGCAGCAAACACCUGGUCACCUGAAACCGGGGGAGAUCUGUGUGGUUUUUGGACUUUGUGCUGCUCACAAGGAGGAAGAACGUCUUCCCCACCACCUGACUGUUAAAGACAUAUCUAGCUCUGCAGUCGACACAGCCCUCAGCAGUCAUGAGCAGUUCAGCCCAGUAUGCUCCCUGUGUUUGUUUAUCAUGAGGAAGCUGGAAACCCUGCUCCCCCAAAAUAUGACUGAGGAUGCUUUAAUGAAGCUCAUGGGAGAGGUCUGUGAUCUCAUACCUCAGAGCUACAAGGACCAGUGUGAUGAUUUUGUCAGCAAAUAUGGCGUACAGAUAGUCGAAUUCCUCUUAUCAUCCGCUGCACCUCACACAAUAUGUACUCUCUUGCACCUGUGCUUGUUCAACGAGCAGCCUCUUCCAGAGGUGUUCCUCCCCUCGGACUGCGAGUCGUGCCGCACGCUAGCUGUGCUGAGCCGACUGUACCUGGGUCUCAACGCUACUGAACCUCAGACUUCCUCUUUCCUGCAGACUGUGUGUGUGCAUCACCCCAACGCCAUCCCUAAGUGUGAGGCGUUCACCCGAAUCUAUGGCUCCCGACUGCAGGAGGUUUUGGGAAACCAGAUGGAUGUUCCACAUGCCUGUGAGAGAGCAGAUCUGUGUGUUGCCUCGAAGAAGUUGGAGCCACUGGGAAAGAAUCGUUGUACUUGGGGUCCAAGCUACUGGUGCAAAGACAUUGAAACUGCUCAGAAGUGUGGCAACCAGGCCUUCUGUGAGAAAUUCAUGUGGAAGAAGACUGACUGAACCAAACUGCCAAACUGACUGCAACUUUGAAGAUACGUGUACACAAACAGCUACUUUCUUUUUACACAUUAUUACACUGAUCAGCAGGUAAAUGUUUUAUAAAUGUAAUGCACUGAAUGUUUUUUCACUUUUGGGGUAAAUUAUUCACCCCCUAUGCUAUUUCAAUAAAUCAUCCAUAAAUAUUAUUAAUAAAUAUUGCAGUUUGCAUGAAGUAAUGAAGUCAUGUGUCACAAGACUGGGGCUGGGAUUCAGUCUGAAACAUCAAUUUCUGCAGUAGUGAACAGUUUUGUGAAGCGUUAGUCUGUACAGUACAUGUACGUGUGUAUGUCACUAUGAAUGUAAAAAAAUGGCAAAAAACCUUUGUCCGUCCAUAUGUUAGCUGCAAGAUGAACUCUCAGUAUGUAUUAAAGACAAUUUGGACAAUUGACGACUCAACUUGACUGCAAAGCUUCUUAUCAUGUUGUGUUAUUGCUGUUCUGUGAUCUGUGAUGCAAAAACCCACAUUCAAAACUAAAUUAAAUCAAAGGUUUGUCAUUAAAAUUCAACAUACAGAUAGA